Funneliformis caledonium is the source of this 706-nucleotide messenger RNA. Lineage: Eukaryota; Fungi; Glomeromycota; Glomeromycetes; Glomerales; Glomeraceae. The record is from the annotation of a GenBank genome assembly.
AUGAAGAAAGAAUGGGCUGAGCUUAUUUCAGACCCUAUUAUCUUUAACGAAAAAACUCAACGAGUCUUUGAACAUACUAACUUACCUGUGGUGAAAGACGAGCUCUCAGUGACAUUGCGUCUAAAACUUCAAAGCCAUGCUCCCCAUUGGGCUGUUGUAUUUCACAAAGGUACCGAAUGGUUAAUCCGUACGCCUAGGCUCGUGUUGAAACCAGAUAAAUCCUCAUUGCACGCUCGCUUCUUUGGAAAAUUAAAGAAUAAUUUAGGAAUCGAAGAGCUCGGCGACGGACUUUUGUUAGAUAGAUGGUAUCAUCUAGCAUAUACGCUUUCUGAUUCCGAAAAGAGAUUAGACAUCUACAUUGAUGGUGAAUGGGUCGGAUUCUAUGGUAUUCAGGAUGUUAAAUCGGAAAAAGUGAUUUUCAAUGACGGACCACUCUAUAUCGGACGUGCAUUAAGCCACUAUAGUUUUAUUGGCAAAGUUAGCAAUGUUCGCUAUUUCAAUUGGCGUUUAUGUGCACAAGAAAACAAACUAAUUGUAAAUGGUUCGAAGGUUGCCCUUGUUCAUGUUUCUACUGAUAAAUAUUUGUCUACUAAUGGAAUUAAAUAUGACUUGGGUCCCAAAAAUAAGCAAUAUAUGAUUGUUGGUAAUAAACGGGAAUUAGAUUUGAAAAAUGAUAUUUGGACUGUUAUUGGACCCUAUGGUAAAA